This is a messenger RNA of Rhopilema esculentum, 3600 nucleotides long. RefSeq lists its product as uncharacterized. Lineage: Eukaryota; Metazoa; Cnidaria; Scyphozoa; Rhizostomeae; Rhizostomatidae. Gene Ontology annotation, molecular function: microtubule binding. Gene Ontology annotation, cellular component: centrosome; nuclear microtubule; cytoplasm. The record is from RefSeq and is a predicted model, not a curated record. Gene Ontology annotation, biological process: centrosome cycle; spindle assembly.
AGUGUCACUGGCAGAGUUGUGCAGGUACAGUUUUAUGGAACACAGUGGUAAAGAAACAUGAUCUACCCCUCAUUCUAUGCCCCCCUGCCCAUUUCUACUCUAUCCAUUCUUGAAAAAGUAUGUCUCCUUUUGAAGACGCGGCUUCUAGGAAAAAUUGGCGGGUGGCCUAAUGGCGGGAAUAAACAAGAGGAGCCUUUACCAACCCGCGGCGACUGGCAGAACGAAAGAACCUCGACGGAAAGCACUUGCCCAAGGCAUUCUGGGUGAUAGUGGUACAUAUUGCAAUGAUGAGAGUGACAGAUCAUCUUCAGAAGUGCACAGUCAAAUAGGACAAGAACAAAAGAAGAAAAUUGCUUCUACUCUCCAACUUCAACACUCUGAUAUAAAAACACCUGAAAGGUCUCAGAAAAAACCAAAAGAUGCUGAUAUUCUAGAACAUUUUCAAACACCUGAAAAGGGAAUUGGAGUUUCUGGUUACAGAAAUGAAGUUUUGGUUGUUGAUGCAUCUGGUCCUGUGUAUGGAAAUGAUUCAACUGAAAUUUCAACCACAACCCACAAGGUGUUCUCACCUGCCAAAGUAAUUUGCCAUUCUCCAUCACCUGAGAGGGAAGCACGCAGAUCUCAAUCAAAUGAUACUGGAGACAAUUAUACCAUGAAAGUUGAUUCACCACCAAAAAUUAUAUUUGAAGACAAGGAUACUUUAGCAAAUGAGACAAACAAUGAUACAGAGCAAGAUUCUACUGGCAAAUUGUCAAAACACGGUUCAAAGUUACAAGGAAAGCCAACAAAGAAAAAGAAUAAAGCACCACGAAUAAUACAGUCAAGAUACAAGAACCCAAAGGAAUCAAAACCUCCAAAGGUAGCAAAAGACAAUUCAACAAUAGGGAGAGCUGGAGAUCCAAGUUUUAUAAACGACAUCAGUGCAAUUGCCUCUCAUUCAAUGGUUGAGGGACCCUUGAAAGGUCAAGAUGCCAAGAAGAAGAAGGCAAAGGUCACUUCAACGCCAUUUGACCCUUCUGCUUGGAGUGAAAGGACAAGGGUGGUAGCUGACGGCAGUUAUCUUGAUUUGUCACGGCACAUGGGAAAUGUAGAUGUGCGAACCCACAUGACAACAAAGGAUGAAAAGAAGAAACCAGGGCAUUCUACACACGGUGGAAAAUCAACCAAUGCUGAUUCUGGGAUAGCAUUGGGCAACCAGGAACAGCAAGAGUCAGUGACAUCAACACAGCUGGAUCAUGAAUACUGCAGGAUGCUGCAGGCGAUGUAUUUGCAUGCUAAGGCAAAGGAAUCAUUCACAAAGCAGGAAAAGGAAGCAAAGGACCAAAUAUACAAUAUAUGGCAAGAAAACCAGAAGUUGAAAUCGGAAAUUCGACAGCUUGAGCAAACAGUGCAUGCAAAGAAGCAGACAAUGGCAUUAGAUCAGCUGCUAAAGAUACAAGAUGCAGGAUUGAGACCACUAGACGAAUCUUUGGACCGACUUCGUAACAAUUAUUCAACAAUGGGGGAAGCUCUCGAUAACACAAGGCACUAUAUUCAAGUGGAGGAUGUUGUAGUAACAGACCAAGAAAAGCUCAUUGCUGCUCUGAAAGAAAGUCAAAUGCUGCUGGCAGAAAUCUCAUCUUAUACUGGCACAAAACAGCUCAAUGUUGAGAAGAUGGCCACAAAUUUAAGUCAGAUGGUUGAAAAAUUGGCGGCAGAAGUAUCAAACCUCGACAAGUGCCAAGACCUGUUGGUUGCUGCAAAUACACUUACAACGUACGAGAGAUCGAUGCAGUCACAAAUCUUAGAAGCAGAUGGUAAAUAAUUUCGAGGCUCGAUAACAUACAUUUUCUCUGUUGGGUUGACAAGCAAAAGGCACGACACAAAGAAAAGGAUCGGUUUCUGCUUUACUCCUUUUUGUUUGUACCAUGUGUUUGUGGCACCAGAUCUAGUUUUUCACCGUUUUGUGUGACUUUGAGAACAGAUGAAGUGAAACCAUUCAUACAGUAAAUUCCAAGAACGAAGAAUUUUAUUUUCAUGAGUCGGACUAGUCUUAGUUUUGUUGAAAUGUAUAUUUAAAGAUCAUUUACGGCUCUUUUUCAAAGCGGUAUAUUCCUUGCAUUUGGAGAAGGAAAGCUGAAAUGCUUCAAUUCAAUAUUUUCUCGAAGAAAAAAUUGUUUGAAAUAAAAAGUAGUGAGUUAUGGAUGGUUUGUAGCUUUAAAUCGCCAACACCCAGAUUGCAGCUCCAAAUGAUCCUCGAACAACAUUCAAAUCUAAAAACAUUCUUAAAUAAAAGGUCUAAAGUUCAGCCUAUAGGUUCUUGAAUUCUGAGUUUCUUCUUUCCAGGGAUUUAUUGUAAUACUUCAUAUAGAAUGUCACUUAGACACCAGUUUUUGUACUUUUCGUUUAUUUAUGUAAAAAAUCCAAAUUGACACAAUGACAUAACUGAACUCAGCUGAUUUGCAGGCAUGGGUGUAGGGGCGAGUACAGGGUACGGGGAAUCGUGCCUGAUGUAGACAUACCUUUUUUUAAGUUUUUGUGUUCCCCUUUACCCUUUAAUAUUCUCAUAUUGUGUGUUUGUGGAUUUCAACAAUCUAAUUUUUGCUUUCAGAAUCAGAAGCAGAGAUCACACUAUUUUAGAUUCAAACAUAACACAACUCUUUCGCUUUAGAACACACCCCUUUUCAGAUGGUAGUCUUCUGUCUCACUAAGCAACCGUAAUUGUAACGUUCUAUUCUACGUACAAAACUCUAUACGACAACAUCCUGCUAGAUUUUUUUCAAUCUUGGUUGUAUAAAUUAUUGAUAGUGAUCACACAAGACUAUGUUAUGUCAUAGAUUUUCAUUGAUGCUAAUUCUUAAGUUGAUUGAAAAAUUGAACAUUUCUGCUUAGCCUUGACAUCAGGGCAAUUUUCUCAAGAUGAACAAAGUAUGCAUGCUUGGUCGCAGUAUAUAGUAGUAAGCUAUUGACAAUUAAUGCAGAUGUCUUUGAAUCAUCAUGAAAGUUCUGCUUGCCUUAAUCUCUUUGCGAGUAGCAUUUUACUGACUUGGAAAUCGUGUAAAGAAUUCUCGCUUCUUUACUAUUGAUCCACAAACAAGUUGGGGGCAUAAAAAUGUACUUCUGUGAGCCAGAAACUUUACCUCUGUCUACGAAAAGUGGGGCACGUGCCCCUAUCCUCCCUAGUUUCUACGUCUGUCCUCAAAUGAAAGUCCUAUGCCCAUAAUUGUAUUAACAAAUAAAACAAUCUAAAAAAUCCUCUUGAAUGUAUCAUAAGGCAAAACUGUUUGAUUUGUAAAUCUCAAACUCCAUAAAUGAUUGAAUUGCUGUUAUCAAAACUUAUAAUUCACUUGUCGCAAUCCCUUUACGUUCUCGCACUUACCCGCGUGAUAUCCUAGGGUCACGGGUUUGUGCCACAAAAAAGGAAUAUGGGCCGCAAACGCCACCAAUACGAACAACAGUUUAGUUUAGUUAUUUGUUGAUAUUCAUUUUUUUCUUGUUACUUUGGUACAAUUUCUUUUGCUUAUUUAAGAUACAUUCGUGAGAAAAUAUUAUCUCAUGUUGCUGAUAUUUUCAUAUUUCUCUGUUUGUAUAUAGUAGUUAUUUCUAACGGUAUUGAACAAU